This is a messenger RNA of Paramecium octaurelia, 2841 nucleotides long. The record is from the annotation of a GenBank genome assembly. Lineage: Eukaryota; Ciliophora; Oligohymenophorea; Peniculida; Parameciidae.
AAUUUGGUUAAUGGAAGUCUGGGUUAUAAUAAUUAUAGUCAUCGGUGCCGUUUCAGGAUCAACGGUCUUGUACAUAUUUUGCACAAAAAAAUCAAAAAGUAAAACAAAAAAAGAAACCAAUUAAGAACAUCUAAUUGACGAGAAAGGUGAAUUGGGAUAAAUGAAUUCUAAUGAUAAAAAAACCUAUUACAUCAAUAAUCAAAACCAAAAUAAAAAUUAUAUAGAUACCUAUUCUUAUGAUGUAAAAUAGGAUACUCAAACUAAUCAAAAAAAUAAAGAAAAUUAUGGAAGAGACUAAGCAAAAUAAUAAAAUAUUUAUUAAAACAAUAAAUCAUCUAAUACAGUGGCAAUAGAUAUUAAACCAAAUAAUUCUUAACACAAUAUGUAACAAAAUAUUUUAUAAUAAACAGACGAAUAAAAACCAUAAUAAAUAUACUAAAAAAUUGAUAAAGGAUAAACGAAUUUAGGAAAAAAUGACUUACACACUUAUGAUUAAUCACAGAAUGAUGCAAUUAUUAAAAUUGAUUCACCUGUUUUAGAGAAAAUUGACUCUCAACUACCCAUUUCAUAAAAUAAUCAGGAUAAUUAAAAAUACAACUAUCAGUAAAAGGAAUUACAAUAUAAUUAUGAUAAUUAAUAAUAAAAUAAUCAGAAUUCGUAUUUAUAAAAUAUUAAAAAUGACGAAGAAUAAAAUAUUGAUAUUGUGUAAUAAUAGAAUUAUGAUAAUUAAUAACAUAAUAAUAAGAAUGCAUCUUUAUAAAAUACUAAAGAUGUCUAAGAAUAAGAUAUUGAUAUUGCGUAAUAAUAGAAUUAUGAUAAUUAAUAAUAAAGUAAUAAGAAUGCAUAUUUACAAAAUAUUAAAGAUGUCUAAGAAUACAAUAUUGAAAGUGAGUAAUUAUAACAGAAUUGGAAUAAUUAAUAACAAAAUAAACAGAAUGAUUAUGAAUAAAAUUUUGAGAAUGUCAAUUAUGAGAAUGAUUCAAUGGACAAGGGCAAUUAAUAAUAAAGUAAUAAGAAUAUAAUUAUAUCAAUAGAAUCCCCGGAUAAUUAGAAAUUAGUGGAUAAUGCUGUUCAACCUGAUAUACCAAAACCUGAGGUAAUACCUAAACCUGUGAUUAAAAUCAAGCCAUUAGAAAGUUUACAGUAAAUAAUUAAUGAGACUUCCAAAAAAAGAGAAUUAGCAGAAGAAUAUAAAUAUUAUAUCAGAAGAUAUUAAGGCAAAUCGGAAUUGAAAAAAAAUUAUGGCCUAACUUUAAAAGCAAGUGUAGAAUUAUAUAAAUAUUGUAAUGCGUUUAGGGAAGUUAGAGGGGAUGGUAAUUGUUUUUACACUGCUUUUGGAUUUUAAUUCUUAUCUAUUUUACUAUUUGAUUAUUCCUUAGACUAAUUUAAUGAAUUUUUUAAUAGAAUUAAACAAAUUGAAUUACCAAUGAAAAUAUUCGUUGCUGGUACAGAUUUGAAAAUUGAUGAUAAAGAAUUAGAAAAAUACCUAUUAGAUGAAUUUUAACGUAGAAUGAUUAAACUUAAAUCAAUAGAAGAUAUAAAUUAAAGAGAAGAAUAAUUUCAUACCGAAUUUGCUGCCUAUGAAAAAUAAUCAGACGAAAUUGAUGGGUGUUUAUAUGGACUAUCAACCUUAUUUUUUAGAAAUUAUUCUAAUUACGUUAUCGAUUUUAGUGAUGCCAAAGAUGCAGUUUAUGAUAGAGAAAAAUUAUUAUAUUGGGAAGAAGAAUGUAAUAGUAAUGAAGUUGUUAUUGCAGAGUUGGCUAAGUAAUUAAAUAUGUAAAUAUUUAUUAUCUAUUACAAGUCUUGUUUAGUUAAUAUUUAUAGAAAAUAAAGAAAAUAUAGUAGUGAGGGAGUAUGGAAACAAUAAAGAACAUAAAAUUAUAUUAUUAAUUAAGCCUGGACAUUAUAACAUCGGCUAUUUUAAGCAAGAUGAUAAUAAGAAUUAAGAAAUUUCUGACCCUUAACCUGCAAUUACAAUUAAUCAAUUAGAAAGUUUACAGCAAAUAAUUAAUGAGACUUCCAAAAAAAGAGAAUUAGCAGAAGAAUAUAAAUAUUAUAUCAGAAGAUAUUAAGGCAAAUCGGAAUUGAAAAAAAAUUAUGGCCUAACUUUAAAAGCAAGUGUAGAAUUAUAUAAAAAUUGUAAUGCAUUUAGGGAAGUAAGAGGGGAUGGUAAUUGUUUUUACACUGCUUUUGGAUUUUAAUUCUUAUCUAUUUUACUAUUUGAUUAUUCCUUAGACUAAUUUAAUGAAUUUUUUAAUAGAAUUAAACAAAUUGAAUUACCAAUGAAAUUAUUUGUUCCUGGUACAGAUUUGAAAAUUGAUGAUAAAGAAUUAGAAAAAUAACUAUUAGAUGAAUUUUAACGUAGAAUGCUUAAGCUUAAAUCAUUAGAAGAUAGAAAUGAAAGAGAAGAAUAAUUUCAUACCGAAUUUGCUGCCUAUGAAAAAUAAUCAGACGAAAUUGAUGGGUGUUUAUAUGGACUAUCAACCUUAUUUUUUAGAAAUUAUUCUAAUUACGUUAUCGAUUUUAGUGAUGCCAAAGAUGCAGUUUAUGAUAGAGAAAAAUUAUUAUAUUGGGAAGAAGAAUGUAAUAGUAAUGAAGUUGUUAUUGCAGAGUUGGCUAAGUAAUUAAAUAUGUAAAUAUUUAUUAUCUAUUACAAGUCUUGUUUAGUUAAUAUUUAUAGAAAAUAAAGAAAAUAUAGUAGUGAGGGAGUAUGGAAACAAUAAAGAACAUAAAAUUAUAUUAUUAAUUCAGCCUGGACAUUAUAACAUUGGCUACUUUGAUGAACCAUAAUAAUUAGAAGAAAAUUAAGAGUAAUAGUAAAAAGAGGAAAAAUAAUUAUGA